CCCGUUUGAUGACAGGACUAGCUACAUACCACAAGAUCCCAUUCUCACGCAUUCAUUUUCAACAUACUCAUUAACCUUCUUCCUCCCUGUUCAUAUUGAUCCCUCAGUUUAUCUCCCUUCAAAGCCAUGAUACAAUCACGCGUCAAGUCAAUCAUCUUCGAUAUUGGUGAUGUUAUAUGCAGCUGGUCGCCGCCUGCAGAUCUUGCCAUCCAACCCAAGCUUCUCAAAGAAUUCCGCGCGUCAACUAUCUGGCACGAGUACAACCGUGGCUGUAUCGGACAAGAUGAAUGCUACUCGCGCUUGGCCUGUCGCUACGGAGUUUCCGCCAAGGAUAUAACCACUGCUUUCGACAUGGCUAGAGAGUCGCAAGAGCAGAACAAUAAUGUUGUAGCCACGAUCAAGGAACUGAAAGCGUCUCACCCAGACCUCUGCAUAUACGCCAUGUCCAACAUUUCAAAGCCGGACUGGGAAAUUUUGCACAGCAAAGCUUUUGAUUGGGACAUCUUUGACCGCGUUUUCACUUCCUGUGAUGCUGGUAUGUGUAAACCAGAGCUCAGAUUCUAUCGACACGUCUUAGCCCAAACAAAGGCCACGGCAUGCCAGACUGUUUUUGUUGAUGACAAAGCUGAGAAUAUUCUUGCUGCAAAGUCGGUGGGGUUUCACGAAGCCAUUGUGUUUGACACGGCCGAAAACGUGCGCAGAAAACUUUUGAGUCUGCUCGGUGAUCCUAUCACAAGGGGAAGAGAGUGGCUGUGUGGGCAUGCCACAAAGCUCUACUCGGAAACCAGCACAGGAGUGAUGGUGCAGGACAAUUUUGGACAGUUGCUAACAUAUGAAGUUACUAGAGACAUGAGCCUCAUGAAUCUGAAGUAUUCUGAUCAAAGUUGGAAUUAUUUUAUUGGAUCUCCUUUUGGAACGGAUCAAGUCUACCCGGAUGAUGUUGACACUACGUCCUGCGCUUUCAAGCUGCUGCCUUUGAGCUCCGUGACUGCUCAGUCCAUAAUGGACAAAAUGGUUUCACCCGAGAUGAAAACCCCUGAUGGGAUUGUCAAGGUCUACUUUGACAAGAAUCGCGAUCGGACAGAUCCAGCUGUGUGCAUUAAUGUUGUACGUAUGUUUUACCAAUAUGGGCGCGGUAUGGAUAGCGAUCUUCAAGCUACGAAAGAUUGGAUUCAAGACGUCCUCUUCUACAGAGCAUACAGUAGUGGGACAAGGUAUUAUCAACAGCCUGAUGUGUUCUUGUAUUUCUUCGCACGCCUACUACUGGAAAACCCUCAUUCUGACAUACAUCGCAACACCGCCUCACUACUUCGGGAGCGUCUGAAGGAGCGCAUCAACACCGAGGCCGACUCCAUGGGCCUAGCAAUGAGGAUACUGGCUUGCCACUUUGUCGGAUUGAGAGACGAGGCCGACCUGCAGCGGCUGCUAAAGACGCAACUGGCAGAUGGGUCAUUCGAGAUUGGCUGGUUAUGUCAGUACGGCAAGUCGAAAGUCAAGCUGGGCCAUCAAGGACUUACGACAGCGCUGGCUGUAGCAGCUAUACAAGCAGUCAGAGGACCAAAUUAGUACUGAAAUUGUGGAUAGUGUGGAUCAAUAUUCAUGAUAUUGUAAAUAUGAACACAAGACUCCCUGCGGACUCAUUCGCUAGAUAGUGAAAUCUGGGGAAAAUUAGGAAAAGUUCA
This is a messenger RNA of Cadophora gregata, 1682 nucleotides long. RefSeq lists its product as uncharacterized. The transcript has 4 exons. NCBI's taxonomy places the organism in Eukaryota, Fungi, Ascomycota, Leotiomycetes, Helotiales, Ploettnerulaceae. The record is from RefSeq and is a predicted model, not a curated record. The coding region runs from base 127 to 1566 and encodes 479 amino acids.